UGAAGAACAAAAGUGAAAGUAAGAGACCCCAUAAAAGCAGCAUGCUGCCAUCAACACUGCAGUGUGACUGCAGUCAGAGCAACAGAGAAGAUAUGGGGCACUGGCUUUCCAGACCAACUUCACCACCACCUCCACAACCUCAACCUCUGUUGGAUCGACCAUGGAGGACUCUGCCGAGCAGCAGAGAAAGUCUGGCCUUUCUGAAAUCUUACAAACCCCUAAACGGAGAAGUCAGUCAUCUCAGGAUUCUGCUCUAUGGUCCCGUUGGUGCUGGAAAGUCCAGUUUUGUGAACUCUGCUGACUCCGCUUUAAGAGGCCGUCUUGCUGGGCGAGCUGGUGUUGAUGCAAUCUCUGGGAGCAGCUACACCAAGCAAUACAAGACUUACAAAAUCAGAAAAGACAAUCAGAGCCACUAUUCUUUUGUUUUCAACGACAUCAUGGGAAUUGAGCAAAACCUGAACCAUGGAGUCAAUGUGGACGACCUGAAACUGGCUCUGCAGGGACAUAUGAAGGACGGUUACAAGUUCAACCCUGUCAGCCCACUGACACGGAACGAUCCGGGCUACAACUCCAAUCCCUCUCUGGAUGACAAAGUCCACGUCCUGGUCGGGGUCAUUCCUGCUGACCAAGUGUCUCUGUUAAGUGAUGAAGUGGUGCAGAAGUUAAAACAAGUCAGAGCAGCUGCCACUGAACUGGAAAUUCCCCAAAUGGCCAUUCUCACCAAAGUGGACCAGGCCUGUCCUGAGGUGGAAAGAGAUAUUAACAACCUACACAAGAGCAAGUACCUGAAGGAGCAGGUGGAAAAACUCAGCAUGAUCCUGGGAUUACCAGUCAACUGCAUUUUUCUGUUGAAGAACUACGCAUCAGAAAUUGACAUCAGUAAUGGGAUCAAUGAGCCGAUCCUGGCCGCCCUGAACCAGAUGGUGAACUUUGGAGACGACUACGUGGAUGACCAUUAAACCUGCAAACUGCUGAGGCAGACAAUCAAUGAUGAAGGUGUUUAAACACUAAGAUGUAACUUUAAUCUGCAGAGUAUUAUUUUUGGUAACUUUACUAUUAUAUGAUUUUUAUUUUUGUGAUAGGAAGCAUGCUCAAGCAUAUUCAUAGUACGUAUUUAUAGCGUAUAUUCUUGUGUACUAAGAGAGUUGUGUUAAACCAAGUCAAUUCCUUGUAUGUGCACACAUACCUGGCCAAUAAAGCUGAUUCUGAUGCUAAUUGUCUAACUGAUGGAUACAUAACAACAUAAUCAUGUAUGUAGAGUCAGUCUGGCCCCACAGUUCUCUGCCUGUCAACAGUCUGACCUCCAUGGUGAAAAGCUUGUGCUUUAAAGACGAGGCUGUCUGCAGCUAAUA
Molecule: messenger RNA, 1352 nt
Organism: Cheilinus undulatus (humphead wrasse)
Lineage: Eukaryota; Metazoa; Chordata; Actinopteri; Labriformes; Labridae
Product: interferon-induced protein 44-like
Exons: 8
Coding region: 42-959 (305 amino acids)
Source: RefSeq, a predicted model, not a curated record